Vidua chalybeata is the source of this 1849-nucleotide messenger RNA. RefSeq names its product G patch domain-containing protein 4. The coding region runs from base 399 to 1511 and encodes 370 amino acids. Lineage: Eukaryota; Metazoa; Chordata; Aves; Passeriformes; Viduidae. Gene Ontology annotation, biological process: regulation of ribosome biogenesis. The transcript has 7 exons. Gene Ontology annotation, molecular function: nucleic acid binding. Gene Ontology annotation, cellular component: nucleolus. The record is from RefSeq and is a predicted model, not a curated record.
CCGGCCGUGACCCCGCCCCGGCCUCGUGCGGCGGUGCCGGGACAAACCGGGACAAACCGGGAUAUACCGGGACAAACCGGGACAAACCGGGACACACCGGGACACACCGGGAUAUACCGGGACAAACCGGGACAAACCGGGACACACCGGGACACACCGGGAUAUACCGGGACACACCGGGAUAUACCGGGAUACACCGGGAUAUACCGGGACACUCCGGGACAAACCGGGACGCACCGAGAUAUACCGGGACUCCCCCCGGGACACACCGGGACACACCGGGAUAUACCGGGACACACCGGGACUCUCCCAGGGACACAGCGGGACUCUCCCAGGGACACAGCGGGACACAGCGGGACUCCCCGCGACCCUCCGGGAUCCCCCGGAGCCGCCGGGCCAUGAGCGCCCCGGAGCCGCCGGGCCGCGGGAUGCUGUUCGCCGAGACCCAGCUGAAGCGGCACGGCUGGCGCCGAGGGCAGGGGCUGGGCAGGCGGCAGGACGGCAUCGCCGAGGCCAUCCGGGUGAAGGUGAAGUGCGACACGGCCGGGGUGGGACACGACGCGGCGGAGCCCUUCACCUUCCACUGGUGGGACCACGUCUUCAACAAGGCGGCCGCCAACAUCGCUGUGGAGGCCGGGCAGGAUGGCAUCUCUGUGAAGGCACUUUCUGAGCAGGGAGGCAGCAUCAGCAAUAAGAAGCCGCGCAAGGCCGGCAGCAGCGGGAGCCUGCUCUACGGCCGCUUCGUGAAGUCAGCCACGCUCACAGCCUGUGGGGAGGAGACACUGCCAGGCAGCUCUGGGAGCAGUCAGGAGGAGGAGGAGGAGGAGAAGCUGGACCUCUCUUCGGUCAGGAGGCUGACGGACGAGGAGCUGGUGCAGGCGUGCGGGGGCCGCACGGCACACAAGGGUGCCCGUCACGGCCUGACCAUGAGUGCCAAGCUGGCGCGCCUGGAGGAGCAGGAACGAGCCUUCCUGGCCACGUACCGGCAACGGGAGCGGCAGCAGGAGCCCCCGGAGAGCAGCCAGGGCAAAAAGAAGAAAAGGAAACAGUCCAGGGAUGGAGCCAGCCCCGAGGUGCUACAGAGCCAGGAACCAAACAGAGAACAGGAGGAGGUGUUGGAAGAAGAAAAGGUUGUGAAGAGGAAGAAGAAGAAGAAGAAGCAGGGGCCAAGCAGAGAAGAGGAGCUGACAGGAGAGGAAGAGGUCAUGAGGAAGAGGAAGAAGAAGAAGAAGAAGGUGAUCACGGAGUCAUGUGGAGAAGAGGUAUCAGGAGAGGAGGGGAAGGUCAUGAAGAGGAGGAAGAAGGCAGAACUAAGCACAGAAGAGGAGGUGGUAGAAGAGGAGGGGAAGGCUGCAAAGAAGAGAAAGAAGAAGCAGCAGCAGCAGGAAGAGGAGGACACAGAAGAGCCAGCUGAAACAGACGUAGCUCUACAAGAGACAGAUGAGCCAAACCUGGAACACAGCCCUACAAAGAAGAGGAAGAAGAAGAAGAGGAAGAAGGAGCCAGAGUGAGCAAGUGACUUGGCUGCCAUGCUGUGCAGCUGCCAGUCCCACCUGGCUGUAAGGGUCCUGAUCCUGGUGCUGGUGGGUGCCAUGGGGUUCUCUGAACUUGUUCCAGAUGGAGCCCAGAACUGUGGCCCAGCUGCCUGGGGAUGCUGGGCUAGGAAAAGUUGUUCUGGAGCUGGAUCAAGCUUUACUUCACCACCUGAACCUUCAGGAAUGACCCUGGUUCCCCCCAGGCUCUGGGGCAGGGACCCAUUUGCCAUGGGCCUGCCACAGAAGGACACACCCUGCAGAGCACUGAAGUAUUUUUUCAAGGGCGUGAAUAAAUCUUUAUUGUAAUCAGAUUA